Bacillus rossius redtenbacheri is the source of this 4406-nucleotide messenger RNA. Its product is annotated as tubulin-folding cofactor B-like. Gene Ontology annotation, molecular function: microtubule plus-end binding; alpha-tubulin binding. The transcript has 6 exons. NCBI's taxonomy places the organism in Eukaryota, Metazoa, Arthropoda, Insecta, Phasmatodea, Bacillidae. The coding region runs from base 94 to 828 and encodes 244 amino acids. The record is from RefSeq and is a predicted model, not a curated record. Gene Ontology annotation, biological process: post-chaperonin tubulin folding pathway; cytoplasmic microtubule organization; tubulin complex assembly. Gene Ontology annotation, cellular component: microtubule plus-end; nucleus; cytoplasm.
AUGACCGUGUUCUAUGUCGAUGAGACUGUGUUGUUAGUGUCAAUGAUGAUCUUUGGUGUCAAUUGUCAUUUAAUUUUAAAUUAUCCUUAGGAAAUGGCGAAUUUUAAAGUUAUUACGGAAGAUAUUGUCAACAUUAUUGUGUCUAAUAGCGAAGAUGACUUUAGUGUUGAGAAGAGGUAUAAGAAAAGCUUAACAGUAAAGGAUCUUAAGAAUAACUUGGAGCUAGUAACAGGAUGCUCUGCAAACAGUAUGAAGAUUAAUGUCUACGAUUCAAAAAGCCAGUUUGUUUGUUUCCUAGCUAAUGAUGAUGCUUUACUGGGAUCAUACCCUGUCGACAGUGGGAUGAGACUGCAUGUCACCGGUGAUUUUGCCAUGAGGCAUUCGUUUGGAGAUAAGCAAGAUGUAGAGAAGUUCCAGUUGUCAGACGACUUGUACAGCAAGCGGUCGGACACGGUGCGGGCGUACCUGGAGCGCAACAAGCUGGGGAAGUACAACGAGGAAGAGCAGAAGAAGCUGGACGAGAAGCGUCGCCAGGAGGAGCAACAGGAAGAGGAGGCAGCCAAGAAGAUGAAGCCCGGCGACAGGUGCGAGGUCGCGAUCCCCGGCAAGCCGGUCCGAAGAGGCUGCGUCAGGUUUGUCGGGAAAGUGGAGUUCAGUUCUGGUUGGUGGGUUGGAGUCCAGUAUGACGAACCUUUCGGCAAACAUGAUGGAAUGGUCAAUGGCGUGAAAUAUUUUGAGUGUCCACCGAAGUAUGGCAGCUUCGUGAAGCCAGCACACAUCACAGUUGGAGAUUUCCCUGAAGAAACUGCAGAACUUGAUGAAAUAUAAUAUUUUUCCUUGCUGCAGACAUUAUCUUGAUGGCACUUGCUAUAAACUUUUUUCUUUAAUAUCAUGAACUGUGCAUAUUUUGUUAUCAUUAGUUUGGUGUUUUUGAUCGGUGAUCAAAACAGUUUAAAAAUUAAAAAUAUUGUUAUGGAGAGUUUAAAUGAGAAAAUGAUAAUUAUAUUAAAUUUUACAUAAUAUUUAAUCUACACUAAAACAUACAAAAUAGUUUUGUUUUGCAAGAAAAGUACUCAUUAGAUAAGCAACUCUUUACGUUAUUAACAUUAAUUUCCCCCCCCCCCCCCCCCCCCCAGUUUUGACUAAUUCACAUCUAUCAAUCGUACUGCCCUACCAAGGUAAAACAUUACUUAAGUCACCUCUGAAUUCCUUCAAGAUAGUAACUAUCUUUUAUCUGCAAAGCUUAGAAAUUAAGUCUUUAAUUAAACUAAAUUUGUUAUUUUACUAAUUCUAUGAUCUGGUACUUCCCAACUCAGAAUUUAAACUCACAACUUGUAUAUUUAAUUCAGUAUCUAAAAAAAUUGGUUGUCUGUAAAGUCGGUUUACGGACGAUGGCUAUCGUCCGUAAACCGACUUCAUAACAAAACAUUGAUGAAAUGAUUGCAUACUUAAUGAAUAAAAUUGAAUCAUUUUUAUUUUAAUAAUAAAAGAAUAAAUACUUGAAAUUAUACUAGUAAUCAGAUUUUUAAAAUGCAAGAAUAAUUAACCUUUAUUGCUGAAAUUGUUGUAAUAAGCAAUGAAAACCGCAUUAACUUUUCACUUCACUUUAUAAACAGUUGAGUGGAAGAGAGAUAGAUGCGGCGCAAGCGUACAAUGAGUGUAAUGGGACAUAGCGUAAUGAAAAAAUGUGCGUAACGGGACACAGCGUAACGAAACAAUGUGCGUAAUGGGACACUUUUUUGUGCGUGCAGCCGGCAUUCAUCGAUUUAUUAGACGUCACGUCAAAAGGCGAAUGGUAAUAGUUUGGCACAUUGUAAACCAACAAAUUACAUUCCUACAAAAAAUAGUGUCAUAUCUGGAGGUUUUUUUUAGAUGGUGCCUCCUUUUUACUCAUGAUUGCAGGUUUAUGGCUAUUACGAUUCCUAGCUUAAUGUAGCCUUCCAACGAAAAAAUAUGUAAUUACAAAGACCUCUAACGAGCGGUCACCGAAGCCACGCCACUCCAUUAUCCUUCUAAAACCACUUAAACACAGCAGGUUCAUAACCACCGUGGCCUACCUGCCACUCACUCUUCCGUGAUGGCUGAGUGACCAAGUCUGCCCUCUUUAAUAUCUCAGUGCUAUUAAAAUGCAAUAAAAUAGAGCCUAAUAAAAAAGCAAAUCAAAUUCAAUCUGGAAAAAAAACUCUUCGUAACAAUAUCAUGCUUGAAAUGUAGUUUAAACAUUUAAUAUCUUAUGAAAAUGUUUAAAUAUGUACAGAAGUAUGGUUCAUAAUGACUGAUGCAUAAUUAUAUUUGUUGCGCUUAGAAUGUUAGCAAUUUAACGAAACCACUUGUAACAAUAGCUAUGUUGAAUAUUACUUUUGUAGUUAUGCUGUAAAUUGUAUAGUUAUAUGAGAGAUUAUUUGUAUUUUUUAUAAGCUUGAAAUAUGAUUUUUCAUACAAUGUUUGUGUAAUCAUUUUCACCCAUUAUGCCAUCGAAUAUGCAAUUGCAAACUAGCCAACUUUCUCUAAAUAGGAUUUAUGUAUGUAGUAAAAACUUUAAAACAUGUUGAAAAAUAUAUAAAUUUCUUGUGGCAUCAGAACAUAUGCUCUACAUAAUAUUACGAAAAUUAAAUUUAGGCCAAAAAUAAAACUGAAACACCAGAUACAAGCAUAAGCAAGGCAGUAAUGGGUGGUGGUGUGGUAAAAAUGUAGCCCUUGAACAUGCUAAACUCUAGGUUAUGUUACCAAAAAAUACAGAGAAUAGGAUAAUGACAUCAUUGUAUUGUUAAAUUCUCAUUUAUUGAACAGAAACUGAAGGCUGCAAAGGCAGGAUAAGUCACAAUUUAUAGUUGUGCCAAUUAGAGUUGUGGAUUAUACACAUACAAUGUGGAAGCUGAAUACUAAACACGGUUUGAAAUAGUACCAGAUUUGUAUUAAUUGCAAGUUAGAUAGGGUCGCCAGAUACAAUAAAUAUAAAUAAUAAACACUAGUGAUUAGUGGACAUCCUUUUACCUUUGGUCAGAAAUAGUGCAAGGAUUACUUUUUGUUGGCUGCAUCUAGUUGAUGGAAAGAGGCAGGGAUUAGUGUGUGUGGUUGGAAAACAUAGGUAAAAUAUUUUCCAUGUUCCUUUUAAUGUGGGUUGGGUUUUUUUCCCUUCAAUGUAAAGUAAAUUAAUGUAUUGAAACUUAAGAUGCUAAGAAAAAAUUAAAUUUGAAAUUAUGUUAACAGAUAAAAUCUUAAACAAAAAAAAAAUUCACUGCUUAAAAGGUUAUGUAGGUUUAAUUCCAAUAUCACCAUUUCUUUUUAUUAAUUAACGCUCAAUAUUUGAAUUGAAAUAAGGCCCCCCUCAACACAACUUAUUAAAUCUUAGGGUUAGAUAUUGCAUUUUAAAAAAUGUUUAGCUGUACUUUCUAUUUUAUAUUUAUAAUUUUCUCAUGAACGCAGUAACAUUACAGAAAAUAUUGAAUGUUUAGUUGCAGUUUUUUUUACUUUCUACAAUACUACAUGUACUGUUUUAAAAACACAUUUUAAUUGUUUUAUCAAGAAAUUGUUUAAGUGGUUGAUCAAUGUAGGUAAUUGUGCUUAAUAUGUAUUGACGUCGACCCAAGUGUCUCCUCGGCUCCCUCAGGCCGUUAUGCCUCGUCAACGUCCUCCCUGUGUGUCCCCAGUGGAGUGCGACGGCCAGGGACGCACCCGCGUGCGCCCUAGCAUGCCAGUGAGGGUUAUGUCUGUGUAUAUAUAUUUGCAAACGAUCAAGGGUCUUAAAUGUAAAUAACUUAUUUAUUCAUUAAUGUCUCGUGUAUGUCUUUGUAAAUAAUUCAAUAACUUUCUGAAGGGUUUCGCCGUAGUAUGUAAUCGCAGCCUGGCGCGCCGCGGGACGGAGCUCUCUCCCACGCCGGCCGAUUUUUCCCCUCCCUCCCCGCCACCCGCGGGCGCCGGCCCGCGGGCGAGCGGGGAGAGGCAGUCGCGUCCUGGUCUCGAGCGGAGACACACGUGUUCGUUGCUCCGCGAGCCGCGCACGUUGCGCUCGGGAUUGAACGUUCGCUCAGUCCGCAGUCGGUCACGGCAGCUGAGCUGCCACCGCGAAUCAGCUUAGCAUUGUUAACUUACGAGUCAUCGGGAGACGUGUCUAGCGGGCAGUUUCUACAACGCGAACGUGGUGCUACGAGUCUCUGAACUUUUCGCCGUCCACGGAACAUUACGUAACGGGCCGCGUAUGUACAGCGUUCCGUCUUCGGGCCCUUUCUCACUGGGUCAGCCUAGCAUUAAUAAACUUUACGAUUCGCGCCGAAACGUAUUUGAGAACCGCCCCGUCAUCAGGGAGUCCGUGUCGCCGUGGUAGGGCACUUGUUCCGCGACGGUUCCGCCAGGCUGCGGCAGGACUUUAUAAGCGUUAAUAAAAGACGGCUCGUGAAAUUCGUUAA